CCACUAUAAAAGCUUCAGCAAACAGCAGCAGACAAAGGAUUGCAGGAAUCAAUGGCUCUCUCUCAAGGAAAAUGGAUCAAGCUUGACCAGAAAGGAAGUGGGCCAGGAGCAAGAAGCUCCCAUGCCAUAACAGUCGUGGGCAAAAAGGCCUACGUGUUUGGUGGCGAGCUCGUGCCACGUGUCCCAGUCGACAACAAGCUCCACGUGUUCGAUCUCGAGGAUCUUACGUGGUCGAUCGCAGAUGUGACCGGCGACGUCCCACCGCCACGUGUCGGCGUGACAAUGGCUGCAGUUGGUGGGACCAUCUACGUUUUCGGUGGUAGGGAUGCAGAUCACACAGAGCUCAAUGAGUUCUACUCUUUUGAUACAUACACAAAUAGGUGGGCCUUAAUCUCAUCUGGGGAAGAUGGGCCCACCAAUCGGAGCUACCAUUCUACGGCUGUGGAUGACCGGCGGGUGUACGUGUUUGGUGGGUGUGGGGUCGCCGGCCGGCUGAAUGAUCUUUGGGCCUAUGACGUCCAUGAUCAUGAGUGGGUCAGAUUCCCUGGGCCAGGUGAGAAAUGUCGUGGUAGAGGUGGGCCAGGCCUGACGGUUUCAGGUGGGAAGAUCUGGGUCGUAUAUGGAUUCGCUGGUGAGGAGAUGGAUGAUGUACACUGCUUUGAUCCAAUCAAAGAAGAGUGGGCCCUUAUUGAGACAGUGGGGGAAAGGCCCACUCCUCGGAGUGUGUUUUCAACGGUUGGGAUUGGGAAAUACAUAUUUCUGUACGGUGGGGAAAUCGAUCCAAGUGAUCAAGGGCAUCUAGGGGCUGGGAUGUUCUCAGCGGAAUUUUUUGCGCUGGACACUGAGACGUUGAAAUUUGAAAGAUGGGAGGACUUGGCUGAUGUGGGCCACCACCCUGGGCCACGUGGAUGGUGUGCUUACUCUGCGGCCCAGAUCAACGGCAAAGAUGGAUUGCUGGUUUACGGUGGAAAUUCGCCGACGAAUGAUAGGCUGGACGAUAUUUUCUUUUUCACACCCGAUGUGUAACGUUUCGGUGUCGGUGGGAAUCUCAGCGCGCAUUUCAUAAUGGGACUUUGGAAAUUUACAUUUUGAAAUGCUUUCUGAAUUCCCGCCAAGCCUCUUUAAAGAGUGUGGUGUGUAUGCUAGUUGAGUGAGUGUGAUAAUCUGUAGCCUUAAAUUCCUUAUUUUGAAGUGAUUUUGUGUGGACAAUGUAAUGUUUUAGGUGCACGUGUAAUUGAAAGGGCUACUUGGCCGUUGGAUGGCUUUAGAAAAAGAGCAAUGGUGAUGGACGGUUUUGAUGCA
This is a messenger RNA of Magnolia sinica, 1302 nucleotides long. Its product is annotated as nitrile-specifier protein 5. Gene Ontology annotation, cellular component: cytosol; nucleus. The transcript has 2 exons. NCBI's taxonomy places the organism in Eukaryota, Viridiplantae, Streptophyta, Magnoliopsida, Magnoliales, Magnoliaceae. The record is from RefSeq and is a predicted model, not a curated record. Gene Ontology annotation, biological process: nitrile biosynthetic process. Bases 52 to 1026 code for a protein of 324 amino acids. Gene Ontology annotation, molecular function: enzyme regulator activity; protein binding.